GCCAGGAUUGCAAUUAAUACACGCAGCUGCAGACGUGUAUUUCUGGUGUUAUUUGCAGACCCCAUAAGUUCAUGCCAUGAUGAUGAACCAAAAAUACAGCCGUGUCUGCUGCAUCGUCGCGCCAACUAUAGUUUCAUGUGCUUGCGCGCCCCCCAGAGAGUAGCCGCGCUGCAUGCGCACCCUGGUCGCAUCGUCACUGGCAGCGAACCACAACGGAACUGCAGGCGCCACACGACCCAUCAUCCAGCGGCGAGGUUUGCGACCCCAAUAAUAUAGCAAAAACGCGCAGUCGGAUUAAGUGAAGGCAAAUGGGCGCAAUAUAUUGCGGCGAGGACAAAGGAUCCGCUUGGGCGGAUACGACACGAUAAAGAACUUCCUUGCCCGCGCCUACCUCUGCAAGUCACUCACCAACUGCCAAAAUGCUUCGAUUAAUGCCCUUCACGUCUCUGCCGCUUCUGGCGGCGGCCGCGUAUCUAGAUCCCUCGCUACAACAGCAAAAGCCGUUGCUAGACUCCAAGCCAGCGUUGUCACGCGUACUCCCUCUCACGUUGGACCGACACCUUCACUACACCUUCGCUGCCUCCGACGAUGACUUCACGCGUACCCGUCUCGACCAACUCCAAGGCCCAUUAGCUGCGUGCGGCAUCAAAGACGUCGCCGACCACGCCAUCACCAUCAACAUUCCCCUCAACUCUUCACUCACGGGUACCGCUACGUUCUCCACUCGAUAUCAAUCAGAACUAUGGUCUCAGUCUACCGAUCAGUUCACAUGGACCCAAGAGCUACCACUGCAUGCCCUGUCCAUGCUAGGCGCGCGCAUCCCGUUACUCGACAUUGGCAUCAGAAAGGGUGGUAUGCUUACCAUGCCUGCUGAAGUCGCUUCUCUCGAUCUAAGCACACCCCACAUCUACGUUCCGAAGGGAAUCUGGGACGUCUUGCUGCUAGCUACGACUACCGAACUGCAAGCCAGAGACGGUGAGGAAGUGCUGUACGUGGACUGUGGGGCUUUGAGCGUUUUCCCUGAUAUCGUUUUCGGAAUUGGGCCAAGGGACUGCGGAGGCGAUGAAGAGAUGGCAGAAGAUGACGAAGAAGAGGAAUAUGGCGAGGACGAAGAAGAAGAUUACGGAGAGCUAGUCAUUACACCCGAACAGUAUGUUUUACAGACUUCAGAGGGGAAAUGCAUGCUUCUGGCUAGGAACGCCGACUCUAAUCCUAUUGUACCAGGAAGAGUCAGUCUUGGCUGGGCGGCGGUGAGGGGUCGCGAAGUCUUACUGGAUCGGCAUGUUGGACGCAUUGGCUUUGGAAGGUCAGUAUGAGAGUGCAGAAAGCGGAAGAAGAACUAGCGUUAAAUACCCACAUGAUGAGAUCCAUGUCCGCAAUUCUCGUAACCAAUGUCAGAAGAGAGUAAACGAGCUUCAAUUUGAACGCAUGACGACAUUGAUACUGUCUGUGGUGCCCUGGACAUGACGGCAUGGACGCGUGAG
Molecule: messenger RNA, 1484 nt
Organism: Alternaria rosae
Lineage: Eukaryota; Fungi; Ascomycota; Dothideomycetes; Pleosporales; Pleosporaceae
Exons: 2
Coding region: 420-1316 (298 amino acids)
Source: RefSeq, a predicted model, not a curated record